Messenger RNA from Macrosteles quadrilineatus (aster leafhopper), 3923 nucleotides. RefSeq names its product dolichyl-diphosphooligosaccharide--protein glycosyltransferase subunit STT3A (gene Stt3A). Gene Ontology annotation, molecular function: dolichyl-diphosphooligosaccharide-protein glycotransferase activity. Gene Ontology annotation, biological process: post-translational protein modification. Gene Ontology annotation, cellular component: membrane. Lineage: Eukaryota; Metazoa; Arthropoda; Insecta; Hemiptera; Cicadellidae. The coding region runs from base 135 to 2249 and encodes 704 amino acids. The transcript has 14 exons. The record is from RefSeq and is a predicted model, not a curated record.
UUCUUGUCGUGUUGCUGUUUUCUGUUGGGCAUCAAUGUCGAAUUUUGUGUUUAUUUUAUGGAGUUGAAGUAGCUUAUUAGGUAUAGGCUAUUUUACCGGCGUAUACAUUGUGCGGUAUUACAGUAAGUGGAACCAUGACAUUGUUGAAGCCCCGAGGUAUGCGCAUGUCGCCGGAAAAGCAAGAAACACUUCUCAAGUUGAGCGUUCUUUCUUUGGCAGCAAUUUUGUCAUUUGCAACCCGAUUAUUCUCAGUAUUGAGGUUUGAAAGUGUCAUCCAUGAAUUUGAUCCAUAUUUCAACUAUCGCACAACCAGGUUCCUUGCAGAAGAAGGAUUUUACAAGUUUCACAAUUGGUUUGAUGACAGAGCUUGGUAUCCUCUGGGCAGAAUUAUUGGUGGCACUAUAUACCCUGGUCUGAUGGUGACAUCAGCUGUUCUGUACCAUGUUAUGUGGAUGAUCAAUAUCACCAUAGACAUCCGCAACGUUUGUGUCUUCCUUGCUCCAUUCUUCUCCAGUCUGACUACCAUAAUCACCUUCUUGCUUACUAAGGAAGUCAAGGAUACAGGGGCUGGACUGGUUGCUGCGGCUACCAUUGCUAUUGUACCUGGAUACAUCUCUAGAUCUGUGGCUGGCUCCUACGACAAUGAAGCCAUUGCCAUAUUCUGUAUGCUCCUAACUUACUACAUGUGGAUCAAAGCAGUCAAGACUGGCAGUAUUCUAUGGGCCACCUGUACCGCGCUUGCCUACUUCUACAUGGUAUCUUCUUGGGGAGGUUAUGUGUUCCUAAUCAACUUGAUCCCUAUCCACGUGUUAGUGUUGAUGGCCACAGGCAGGUUCUCUCACCGUAUCUACGUAGCCUACAGCACACUCUACUGUGUAGGCACGAUACUAUCUAUGCAAAUAUCCUUCGUGGGCUUUCAGCCAGUGCAGAGCUCUGAGCACAUGGUGGCACUGGGAGUGUUUGGCCUGUGUCAACUUCAUUGUUUUGUAGACUACCUUCGUAGCAAGAUGUCGCCCGAGGACUUCCAAGUACUGUUCAAGGCAGUUGUCAUGGCUUCGGUUGGUCUGACCACUGUUGUCGGCGGAGUACUUACUGUUACAGGCAAGAUUGCCCCAUGGACUGGCAGGUUCUACACUCUACUGGACCCAUCCUACGCCAAGAACCACAUCCCCAUCAUUGCCUCUGUGUCGGAACAUCAGCCUACGUCCUGGUCCAGCUUCUACUUUGAUUUACAGAUCCUCGUCUUCCUGUUCCCGGCUGGGUUGUAUUUCUGCUUCUCUAAACUGACUGAUGCCAACAUCUUCCUCAUCCUGUAUGGUGUUACCAGUAUCUACUUUGCUGGAGUGAUGGUGCGUCUGAUGCUUGUCUUGGCUCCAGUCAUGUGUAUACUGUCCGGAGUGGCGGUCAGCUCCAUGUUGACCAUCUACAUGAAGCAGGUCGACCCUGCCAAGACCGUCGACAAGAAGACCAAGAAACUAGAGUCCAACUUCGUUAUGAAGAGCGAGAUAGCCACAGUGUUUGUUGGCCUGAUGACAUUCCUGUUGAUCUCAUACACAUUCCACUGUACUUGGGUGACAUCUGAGGCCUACAGCUCUCCCUCCAUUGUUCUGUCUGCUCGCACUCACGACGGCUCACAGAUCAUCUUUGACGACUUCCGAGAGGCCUACUACUGGCUGCGUAUGAACACCCCUGAGGAUGCUCGAGUGAUGUCAUGGUGGGAUUACGGCUACCAGAUAACUGCCAUGGCCAACCGCACCAUCCUGGUAGACAACAACACAUGGAACAACACGCACAUCUCCCGUGUGGGCCAGGCCAUGGCUAGCCCAGAGGACAAGGCCUAUGAGAUAAUGAGAGAGCUUGAUGUUGACUAUGUGCUUGUCAUAUUUGGUGGGGUUGUCGGAUACUCAUCAGAUGACAUCAAUAAGUUCCUUUGGAUGGUGCGUAUCGGAGGGUCGACACCGCGAGGAGCUCACAUCAAGGAGAGUGACUAUUACUCUCCGUCGGGUGAGUUCCGGGUGGACAAGGAGGGUUCACCCACUCUACUCAACUGUCUCAUGUACAAGAUGUGCUACUACCGCUUUGGACAAGUCUACUCUGAGGCUGGCAAGCCGCCAGGGUAUGACAGAGUGAGAGGAGCGGAGAUUGGCAACAAAGACUUUGAACUGGACGUGUUGGAGGAAGCGUACACUACGGAACAUUGGCUGGUGCGGAUAUACAAGGUGAAGGGGCUGCGAAACAGAGGCAACUGAUCUGGGACUGGGUACCUCUCGUAACUUGCGCUCUCACAGUGAUUUCCUUACAUUACUGUCAAGAAACAUUCAGUAACACUUGACAAAUUAUGUAACUGUUUAAACUAAAAAGUUGCUAUUAAAUUAGAUUUAAAAUUAUAUACUUUAGGACCCUACGUUAGGUUUCACUUGAACUUUACUAUUUUUUCAGGAAAAUCAUUAGGAAAUAUCACAAUUGGUAUUCAAAAGUAACCAGUUUUGGCGAAGGUAUUUCUACAAAAUUAUUUAGUUUCAUUAAUUGAAAAGUACAAAAAUUUGGUAUUUUAUGCCUUAACAUCUUCUGCAUUAUAGCUAUUUUAAUCAAUGAAAAUAGACAUAGACAUUUGAACUCAAUCUUGGUGAUAAAACUUGAUAGAUUACAGUGUUUUCAAUGAUUCAGCACAACCUUUUUUCUAAUAAAACAUUUACAAGGAAAAUAAAAUGUAAAAAAAAAUGCUGCAACAUUUUAAAGUUAGUUUUUGUUUUAACGUUUGUAAGGAAAUCACUGACAACUGGGAAAGGGUCUUUUUUGCAGACCUUUUGAUUUCAUAAACUAACUAGCCUAUCGAAAAAAAUAAUUAAAAAAGAAACUAAAAAGGCAUCUGUUUGUUCUGGUUAUAGAUUUUCUAUUCUAUUUGUAAAAUUUCAAAUGUAUGUUUAUUAUAUUCUGUUAGUGUGAAUAGUUGUUUCAUCUUUUGUGUUUGGGCAUAAAAGAGAUUAUAUGUAACUUAUUUCUUGUAAAGUAAAAUGGUUAUAAAUUCCUUUUUCAAUUGGUUUGUUCAGCAACCCAUUGUAGUUUUAUAACUUUUUGCACUGUAUUAAUAUUUUUUUCUGAAAAAACUUAAUUUUUUAGUAUUUUUUAUAGCAGUUAAAUGGUAUGGAUCUUCAGUGUGAUUAAAACUGCCAUAUUUUUACCUAAUGUUAUAAUGUAUUUUGAGUAUUUUCAAGUUAACAUCACAAUGUCAUGAGUUGUGUUGUGUAAUAAAUAUCUUCUACUGUACUCUGACAUAGUAAGACGAUUAAUUAAAAAAAAAUGUCUACCCUAUAAGUGUAUUGUUUUGAGUAUUGAAAUGAGUAGUAAAUUGUAUUAAUAAAAAUAUGUAAAAAAUAAUUUGUAAUUUUUUGCUUGAUCGUCAAAUAAGUUAUGUGGGUAAAGAUGGACGUUAGAACUAUUAUGAAAAAUAACUUUUUACAUUAAACUCACAGAGUUUUUCACUAACUUUGAAGUCAAUUGAAUAUAUUUUUAUAAGAAUCACUAGAGGAUAAACUAAAUGUCUUUAAAAAUUAGUACCAGAGUCAGAAAGAAAGUGACCUUUGUAAAAUUUCAAGUUGAGCUUUAAAUAAGUGUUGAAAUUGUUGUUGGGUUGGAGAUCUAAGGUCUAAAAUAGUGAACCUCUGAAGUGAUGCAUGAUAUGUAGUUGCAUGUCAACAAAACCAGUGCUGCAAUAGUAGUUCAAGCUUUGAAGACUGAUAACAUUUUCAAUUAUCCAUAAACUAAAUUUAACUUAACGAAUUAAAUAAAAAUAACUUUUACCUAGUAAUUUUACAACGUUAUUGAUAUGUCAUGUAAAAAACAGCAAAUGCAUUUAUACUUUAUAGUCACAGUCACUAUGUAAAUAAUAGUCAUGUAAGUUAAUAAAAUGUUUAGUAAAUAUA